This is a messenger RNA of Bicyclus anynana (squinting bush brown), 2920 nucleotides long. Its product is annotated as organic cation transporter protein. NCBI's taxonomy places the organism in Eukaryota, Metazoa, Arthropoda, Insecta, Lepidoptera, Nymphalidae. Gene Ontology annotation, molecular function: transmembrane transporter activity. Gene Ontology annotation, biological process: transmembrane transport. The transcript is spliced from 5 exons. The record is from RefSeq and is a predicted model, not a curated record. Bases 260 to 1774 code for a protein of 504 amino acids. Gene Ontology annotation, cellular component: membrane.
GGUGACUGUUGAAAACAACAGCAAUUUGUUACGUUACAUUUGAAAGCUUGUUAAUUAAAAAUGUGCACAAAAUCACUUGUAUAAUGAGUCAUUAAUGAGAUCCUAGGGAUUUAUGUUGGAGUUAGGGUUUUAGCAAUUUGUUACGUUCAAAAGUUUGUUUUAUAAAAUUGUGCAUAUAUUUACUUGUGUAAAUACUUUAGUGAGACAAGUUAAAGUUACGAAUAAUAAUUGUGAUUUGUGAAUUCAUUGAAAACCUACGAUGUCUGGCACCGAAGAUUUAAAUUAUGAGCCAGAAUUCACCGCUGAACACAAAUUAGUGUUGGAGACAGAAAUUAAAGAAACUUCAAGUCCAAAAAUAGUGGACCCAUUAACGAAGGCUAUUGGAGAAAUCGGAAAGUGGCAAAUAUGGAUAUGCUUCGUGGUGUUCCUCGUGAAAUUCCCAGUCGCCUGGCAUCAAAUGAGCAUAAUCUUUCUAGCGCCUCCGACGCAGUUUAAGUGUACUGAAAACGGAACAUUUGACUCCAAAUGUCUGUCCAAUUGUACUAAAUACAUCUAUGACCACAGCGUUUUUGGCGAAACCAUCAUUUCCCAGUGGGACCUUGUUUGCGACAGACAAUGGCUCAAGAAUUUAACCCAAACCAUUUUCAUGCUCGGCAUUCUCGUCGGCAACAUGGUCUUCGGUCAUCUUUCCGACAGAUACGGGCGACGACUGCCAUUUUUGGCUGCUGUAUUCUUGCAACUAAUAGCAGGAGUAACAACCGCUUACUCAGUCAACUGGUACAUGUUCACAGCCCUUCGGUUUCUGUUAGCCAUAGCUACAGGAGGCACUAUGGUCACUAGCUUCGUCCUUAUUAUGGAACUUAUUGGAUCAAGAUACCGAGAUACAGUUGGAAUACUUUACCAGAUUCCUUUUAAUUUCGGUCAUCUUACUUUACCUUUAUUUGGUUACUACUUACGGGACUGGAACAUGUUUCAAUUAGCAAUUUCACUGCCAUCCAUUUUGUUUCUCAGUUAUUAUUAUUUACUACCGGAGUCGCCAAGAUGGCUUUUAACUGCUGGGAAAAUUGACGAUGCUUUGAAAAUUAUAAAAGUUGCAGCGAAAAGGAACGGUCGGCCAACAGAAAAUAUAGAUUCAUCAAUACAGAAAAUGGUAGUUGAUGUUACUAGUACACAGGAGCGAGCAUCCCUGAUUGCACUGUUCCGUACACCACGACUACGUACACGCACACUCGCUAUUUGCUACAACUGGUUCGUUUGUGGAUUCUGCUUCUUUGGAGUUUCACAAUACAUCGGCCAUGUGUCUGGGAACAUCUUCACGAAUGUUGCUAUUUCUGCAGCUAUUUUGGUACCAGGGACGCUAAUUUCCAUCUACGCGAACCAAGCUCUCGGCAGGAAAAUAACGCUCAUAAGUUCUAACUGCGUCACAGGCCUCAGUUGUCUUCUUAUCAUGGUAGUCCCUGCCUCUACAGCCAGUCACCUGACUCUCGGUUGCACUGGUUUGUGGGGCAUGAGCAUAUCAUUCGCUACAGUAUACUUAUACGCUGGGGAAUUGUUCCCAACUGUCGUAAGGAAUUCUGGCGUGGGUCUGUCAUCAACAGUAGCUAGAAUCGGAUCUAUGUUAGCACCUUUUGUUGCUACACUGGCUCAUACAAGCGCUUGGCUACCACCUCUAGCAUUCGGGGUCGUACCACUGAUUGGUUCCGGUCUUUGUAUUCUACUACCAGAUACACGUGGCAGAAAACUCCCAGACACUUUAGAAGAAGGGGAAGCGUGAAGCAUUAUGCCCUAAGUAAUUGCGAAUUAAAGUAUUCACAAAUUAUAUACGUAUAAGUUCUAAGACAUGUUGGUGUAAAAGUAAUUUUACAUAUCACUAUGUAAUAAUUUAAGAUGCGGAGAUUAUAUUGUUGGUGACUGUUAUUCGAAUGAUAUCUUGUAGAUGAUGCUGUUAUACGAGUAGUUGUAAGCUAAUUUUACUAUAUUAAAGCACUAAAUCAAAAUGAUCUAGAUUCUAGUGACUUACAUGAAAUAUUUUAAAUGGAUCUAUUCAAUUUGACGAUACUAGUUCCAGAUCCCACCUAGGUACAAUAAACCAAUAUUUUGUCGUGUUGUCUGAUCGACAUAUUGAAAUUGAACUUUUGUAAAGUCGAGAAAUAGUUUUACAUGAAUAAGGAAACUUUUUAUACAAAUUAGUUGUCAUGGCCUUAAGAAGACUUUCUUCUUUGUAACUUUUUACAUUAUUUCAUAACUAUUUUAUAUAGAUUUCUUUAAAAAUAUCUUGAUAACAAUUUACAACAUUCCUUUUUUAAUAAUAUGGACAUCGUCAUAAUACAAACAAUGUCAUUAGCUACGUUCAAAUAAAUUGUGUAAUAUCCAGUUGGUAAUAACUAAGAAUGUAUUAAUGCCUGUGUCUAAUUACAGAGCAAAUUCAGUAACACGUUAGUUAACUACUACAAAAAAUCAUCAACUACGAGAACUCACCAUAUUUAUUUUUUAAAGAUUAUUUGCCAUACAUUUUAAAUAUGAUCAAUAUUCCUGAUACCCCCAGUUAAUAGGAAUAGACUGUUAGUGAGUACGACAAUAAAACAGGUGGGGAUCGAACCCACGACCUCCCGGUGUAAGUCUGGCCCGUUAACCGUGAAUCUAAUAAAGCUUCUUUGCCUAUAAGUUAACUUAUGUUAUGUAUGAGUUUUCUUGAAGUAAAAUAUCACUUCCACCGGCUAAUUUUAAAGCCAAGCAUUUAAUUGAAAACAUUUUUCAAUACAAUAUCGAUAGACACUAAAAAUUCAUGUACCUAGCAGGUACCUACGUAAUUUUUAUAAAACUAAUUUAUUUUUAUUGAGAAGUCUAUAUUUGAAUAGGCUGUGAUAAUUUAGUUUUUAAUUAUUGUUUUUUAAUAAAGUAUUUAUUCACUUUGAUACAA